Hemiscyllium ocellatum (epaulette shark) is the source of this 2645-nucleotide messenger RNA. RefSeq names its product transcription factor 4 (gene tcf4). The record is from RefSeq and is a predicted model, not a curated record. Gene Ontology annotation, cellular component: transcription regulator complex. The coding region runs from base 291 to 2273 and encodes 660 amino acids. Lineage: Eukaryota; Metazoa; Chordata; Chondrichthyes; Orectolobiformes; Hemiscylliidae. The transcript has 20 exons. Gene Ontology annotation, biological process: regulation of transcription by RNA polymerase II. Gene Ontology annotation, molecular function: RNA polymerase II cis-regulatory region sequence-specific DNA binding; protein dimerization activity; DNA-binding transcription factor activity, RNA polymerase II-specific.
UCCACUCAGUUCUAAUCUCUUGAUGUGCUAACAAUUGUUUUCGAGGAUCGCGUUUAAAUAGAGCACUUUCUGAGGUUGCUGGAGGAAUAUCCUCUUUGAGAAAUGGGUUUCGGAAGUUUGGUCAGGAGAGUAGUGCUAGGCGGAAAUAUAGCCGGUGGCGAUUUCAACCCUUUUCUUUUUUUCGCUGCUUUUCUCGCUCCUUAACGUUUGUGCUCGCAGAUAAGUGGCUGGAAGAGUUAAUCGGUAAUCAAAUCCAAUACUCGUGAAAAAAAAGGGGCGCAGGCGUGUUUAUGAUGUUUUCACCGCCGGUGAGUAGUGGGAAGAAUGGACCAACCUCCCUGGGAAGUGGCCAUUUCGGGGGCUCAAAUCUGGAAGACAGAACAAACUCUGGAUCCUGGGGAGCAGGAGAUCAGCCUAGUCCAUCCAGGAACUAUGGUGAUGGAGUGCACUAUGAGCAAGUGACCAACAGGGACCUUGGAUCGCAUGACAACAUUUCCUCCUCUUCCUUCAUGAAUUCCCGACUUGUAGGCAAAGCAGAGAGAGCAUCAUUCCCAUUUGGGAGGGACUCAAACAUGCAGGGCUGUCAGCUCCAUUUGACUGCCAUGAGAAGAGGAAUGCGUUCAAAGUCAAGUCUCCUUGGGCCUGACAUAGGUAUAGGCAGUCCAGGUGCCAUAUCACCUACAGGCACCAAGCCUGGCUCACAGUAUUAUCCAUAUUCCAGCAAUAAUUCCCGUCGGCGACCAAUGCAUGACUCCUCAAUGGAGAUUCCACCGAAAAAGGUUAGGAAGGUUCCUCCAGGUUUGCCAUCUUCAGUGUAUGCCCCAUCAGCAAGUGCUGCCGAUUAUAACAGGGACUCUCCUGGCUACCCUUCCUCCAAGCCACCUACAAGCACAUUUCCCAGUUCAUUCUUCAUGCAGGAUGGGCACCACAAUUCCGAUCCAUGGACUUCCUCUGGUGGAAUGAAUCAGCCCGGUUAUGGAGGAAUGUUGGGAAACUCCUCCCACACUCCACAGUCCAGCAGUUACUGCAGUCUGCACCCUCACGAGCGCCUGAGCUACCCACCACACUCCUCAACGGACAUCAAUGCCAGUCUCCCACCGAUGUCCAGUUUCCACCGCAGUGGCACAAAUCACUAUGGCGCUGCGUCCUGCACACCGCCUGCUGCCAACGGAACCGACAAUAUCAUGGUAACCAGAGCAGCAGCGCCAACUGGCAGCUCACAGACUGGCGAUGCACUGGGUAAAGCACUUGCAUCAAUCUACUCACCAGACCACACUAACAACAGCUUCCCUUCAACUCCAUCAACGCCUGUUGGAUCUCCGCCAACCCUCACAGCAGGUACCUCUGUGUGGUCUAGAAAUGGAGGCCAGGGUCCAUCUUCUCCCAAUUACGAAGGCCCACUUCACUCUUUGCAAACCCGAAUUGAAGACCGCUUGGAAAGGUUGGAUGAUGCCAUUCAUGUCCUGCGAAAUCAUGCAGUGGGACCCUCUACAGCCAUGCCUGGUAGCCAUAGCGACUUGCACAGUUUAAUAGGGGCAUCACAUAAUGGACCUAUGGGAGGUUUGGCAUCAGGAUAUGGGACAGGCUUGCUGUCAGCCAACCGACAUACUUUAAUGGUGGGAGCUCAUCGUGAAGAAGGUGUUGGCCUCCGAGGCAGCCAUCCAAUUGUGUCAAACCAAGUGCCAGUUCCACAGCUUCCAGUGCAGUCAGCUACAUCUCCUGAUAUAAACCAGUCCCAGGACCCAUACAGAGCUCUUUCCAGUGGUCUCCAAGGACAGAGCGUGUCAUCAGUCAGCUCAGAGAUAAAAUCAGAAGAGGAGCCAGAUGAGAAUCUACAGGAUUCAAAAUCUACAGAUGACAAGAAGGGGGAUGAGGACAAGAAGGAUAUCAAGAUAUUAAAUAGCAAUAAUAACGAUGAUGAAGAUCUUUCUCCUGAACAGAAGGCUGAACGUGAGCGAGAAAGAAGAAUGGCCAACAAUGCGCGUGAGCGUCUGCGUGUGCGUGACAUUAAUGAAGCAUUUAAGGAACUCGGCCGUAUGGUGCAGCUCCACCUGAAGAGUGACAAGCCACAGACAAAGCUUUUGAUUCUUCACCAGGCAGUUGCUGUUAUUUUGAGCCUGGAACAGCAAGUCCGAGAGAGGAACCUGAAUCCUAAAGCAGCUUGUCUGAAAAGAAGAGAGGAGGAAAAAGUGUCAACAGAUCCACCGCCACUCUCCCUUGCAGGAGUCCACCCGAAUAUGGGAGACACAUCCAACCAAAUGGGCCCAAUGUGAAAAGAGGCCCAUGGUGCCAGAUCAACAAAAAAUAAGUGAGAGACCAUUUUCCUUGACAACUGUAUUAUCUUACAAAAAUGUAAACACUCUGCCCACUCCCCUUUUUUUGUAAAAUGGAGACAUAUUAAAAGCAGUCACGAAAAUGAAUCACAGACGAGAGAGAAUGAGCGAAGGAAAAAAGAGAAUACUGCAUUCCCAACAAGCAAAGUACAACUUGGGGGACAAACUCAAAACAUAUCAUUCAGAAUGUUGAGCAGUAUGUUGCAAGCUGUUAAUGUACAGCCUAGAGACUGAAUGGCAAUCUUCUCCACACUGUGGAAAAUGCAUUUGUGCCUGAACUUCUGUAAAAAAAUAAAAUUAAAAAAAAAUCAA